This is a messenger RNA of Myripristis murdjan (pinecone soldierfish), 4936 nucleotides long. It is a transcript of the gene sp3a, whose product is annotated as sp3a transcription factor. Lineage: Eukaryota; Metazoa; Chordata; Actinopteri; Holocentriformes; Holocentridae. Gene Ontology annotation, biological process: regulation of transcription by RNA polymerase II. Bases 170 to 2302 code for a protein of 710 amino acids. Gene Ontology annotation, molecular function: DNA-binding transcription factor activity, RNA polymerase II-specific; RNA polymerase II cis-regulatory region sequence-specific DNA binding. The transcript has 7 exons. The record is from RefSeq and is a predicted model, not a curated record.
UCAACACUGGAGGCCCCACCCUUUGUGUUUCCUAUCGCCCGUCAAUCAAAAUAGAAAAAAAUCUUGACAGUUAUCACCUAUUGCUGCGCGCACACAAUCAGUAUAAUUUGCUGAUCAUGUCUGGUGGUGUGUGACUAUCCAGAUUCUCCGAUUUACAACGAGUCACACAAUGACUGCCCCAGAACAGCCAGUGAAGCCAGAGGAAAUGGCUGCCUUGGACGUGGACAGCAGUCAAGGCGACUUUCUGCAGCAGGACAGUGAGAGAGGAGAUCAGGACACUCAGCCGUCACCGCUUGACCUGCUAGCGACUACCUGCAGUAAGGUCGGGUCACCAUCGUCAGAGUUGGAUAGAGGUGCUACCGCUGAUGUGACGACAGACCCUACAUCUAUACAGCUGACUGGGACUGAUAAAUGGGAGGUGUUAACUCCCACAACAGCAGCGAAGGAUGAUUCUGGAAUGAUACAGAUCCCGAGUCAAGGGAUAUUAACGUCAAAUGGACAGUAUGUUGUUCCUCUCCAGAACCUUCCAAGUCAACCAAUCUUUGUGACGUCGGGAACGGAUGCCUCGUCCGCCAAUUCAGUGCCUAACAUUCAGUACCAAGUGAUUCCUCAGAUUCAGACAGCUGAUGGACAGUUGAGCUUCUCCACAUCUGCUGUGGAAGGAGCUACUCUGAGUCAGGAUGCCAGGGGGCAGAUUCAGAUCCUGCCUGAUGGCAGCCAGAGUCUAAGUGUGACAUCAGCUGCAGACAUCCUUAAUAACAACCAGAACCUCAUAUCACAGACUGGUCAUGUCCAGCAGAUCCAGGGAGUUUCUAUUGGCAGCUCCACCUUCAACAACCAGGGUCAGGUUGUCACUAAUGUGCCUGUGGGUUUGCCCGGGAACAUUACGUUUGUUCCUAUUAACAGUGUGGACUUGGACUCCCUGGGUCUCUCUGGUGCUCAGACUAUAGCAACAGGGGUCACUGCUGAUGGCCAACUAAUUAUGGCUAGUCAGCCUGUUGAUGGCUCAGAGAGCCUGGAGAAGACUGGUGAUCCCCUCUCACAGACAUUAUCAAUAAAUGAGUCAAAUGCAAAUCCGGAGAUAUAUGUGCCAACGUCUUCCUCUCAGCUGCCCGAAACAGCAAGUGAAUCAGGGCUGCUGACACAAGACACUUCAUUGUCAUCAAUGACCACAGAGCAAAGUGACACAAGUUCUGCUCUCCCGGAAGGCUUCAUCCAUCAGAACCAGGUGCAGGACAUCCAGGCGUCCUCGGCUCAGUCCAUCAUCCAGCUGCAGCAGGUGCCCGUCCAGACCAGCAAUGGUCAGGUCGUGCAGUCGGUGGCAGCAGGGGGGCAGAGCUUACAGAAUGUGCAGCUGAUCAACCCAGGGACCUUCAUUAUCCAAGCCCAGACAGUCACUCUGUCAGGCCAGAUCCAGUGGCAGACCUUCCAGGUGCAGGGUGUGCAGAACCUGCAGAAUCUCCAGCUGCCCACCACGCCACCCCAACAGAUAACCCUGGCUCCGGUCCAGACCCUGUCCCUGGAUUCCAGUCCGGUCAGUAUCGGCACAGGGCAGAUCCCUAACCUGCAGACGGUGACCGUCAACUCAGUGGCCCAGCAGGAGGGCGACAUGGACAGCCCUGGAGAUAUCCAUAUAAAGGAAGAGCCAGACUCUGAGGACUGGCAGCUCAGCACUGACUCCACGCUCAACACAAGUGAUCUGUCCCACUUGCGUGUGAGGCUGGUGGACGAGGAGGAUCAGCUCGGCCAGGAGGGCAAGAGACUGCGCAGGGUAGCGUGUACUUGCCCCAACUGUAAAGAGUCUGGUGGGAGAGGAUCCAGCAUGGGGAAGAAGAAGCAGCACAUCUGCCACAUCGCAGGCUGUGGGAAAGUGUACGGAAAGACAUCCCACCUGCGAGCACACCUGCGCUGGCAUUCAGGGGAGCGGCCCUUCGUUUGCAGCUGGAUGUUCUGUGGGAAAAGGUUCACACGCAGUGAUGAGCUGCAGAGACACAGGAGGACACACACAGGAGAGAAGAAGUUUGUCUGCCCUGAAUGUUCCAAGCGCUUCAUGCGGAGCGACCACCUGGCGAAGCACAUUAAAACUCAUCAGAACAAAAAAGGCGUGAACUCUGGUAGCGCUGUGGUGGCCUCGAUGGAAUCGGCGGGGUCCUCAGACAGUAUCAUCACCACGGCAGGCGGGACCACCCUCAUCCUCACCAACAUCCAGCAGGGCUCCAGCAACGCCCAGGACAUCCUGGCCAACGCAGAGAUCCCUCUCCAGCUCGUCACCACCGUAGCAGCCAGCGAAGUCAUGGAGUGAUUUACACCCAGCUUAUGAACUUCUACAACCUCUCUCAUAUACUCCCACCUGCAUUUUUAUUCAAGUUUGGAAGAAAAAAAACAGUAUAUAUACAUAUAUAUAUUUUAACACGAAAAUAGUCAAUCCAUGUGCAUAGGCAGUCUUUUUAAUGAGGAAUUGUGAGGGGCAAAAAGAGGAUAAAGGUGGAAAAAGAUGUGGUUGCAGUACACACACAAGGAAAUGCCUUAUUUUGUACAAUAUUGUGUAGUUGGAAUUGUAGGAUGCUGUUUCAUUUUGAGGCUACUUAUUUGUUAAUGAUGUGUUUUUAAUGGGGGGAAAAAGGAAAAAAAAGAAUGGUAAUUUGAGCAAUUUGCUCCUGCAGGUGUAAUGCCUUUGUUGAUAGUAUAUUCUGAUGAUGUCCUUGGUUGGCAAGGUCUGCUCCAUAUUCCUUUGAGCAAAGCAAAAUUUCACAACAGAGCUAAUUUUAUUCAACUGAAGUAAUGUUAUUGCUUACGUCCAGAUGUGUCUUCAUGCAAAUUUAUUUGUUAUUAAUUUUUUAUAUUAUGUAGUUAUGAUUCGUUUUCAGUGUCCUCCCCUUGUUGUAGUCUUUGCGCUUGUCUAUCAAAUUGGCAAGCCCUCCUUCCCCUAUUUUAUUUACUCACACCUACCAUAAUUUUGCAGGUGAAAAGAAAAACAAUCAUGUAAGUAAAAUGUUUUGUAUAAUAAUUCCUCUUGAACAUAUACAGCUGAUAUGAUGUGCAUUGUUUGCAUAUCAGAUAUUUUGACUGAACAGCUAUUUAUAGUAGGCUUUGCAUAGAAUCUGUGAUAUUAAAGUCCAAAAUUCUUUAAGAUGGCUUUUUCAUCAUAGGCAGUUCAUGUGUUUUUGUAAAAACUUUUUUUUUCACUCUUUUGUUUUUCUUUUUGAGUAAUUCAAAACAAAAAGUUGCAUUGUAAUAUGAAGAAAAAAAAGCCAUUUUUGGGAGGUAAUUGCCAAAUUUGACUACAAACUCAGGGUGACUUGGUCAUGCAGUACUGUGUCAUAGUGCAUACUAGAGUAAAUCUCCCCUGUAGCUCCUGAGGCCAUUUCGGGGUGUUGUGUUAAGAGAUAUUAUUUGAUGGACCAAAAGCUGAGGUGAAUUAAGCUGUCACCAUGUUAACUAUGCUUGUUGAAUUUGACCAUGUUUUCUUUCCUCUUCUUUUGUUUAAAUUAGAUCAAUCCCCAUCAACCAUAAUCAAGUAGCGUCAUCAAAUUCUUCAUCAGUGUCUCACUCAAUCAGCCCCGUCAGGCAGUGGAAAUGGUUUCAGUGUACUGCUGGAAGCGGUACUCUUUUUAACAACAGCACUGUUCUCAUCACGUUCAUUUUGUCGUUAAUCUUUUUUGUAUGAAAUAUUUUGUAUACUUCCAAGAAACUGUUCACACUCAUUGUUAGUAAAAACAGUGUCUAUGUCUUUGUGGUGUUUCUUUUUGAUUGGAAUCUGUUGGGUUUCCCUGUUCCAUAUUGUUUGUUCUUGAUUUUUAUUUUAUUUUAUUUUUAUUAUUUAAUCCCUCUCCCCCAUGUUAAAUUGAAAAAUUCUGAAAGUAUACUCUUAGCAGUGACUUUACUGUUGGAAUGUUGUGACAUUUAACGAGCACUAAGUUUGUGGGGGGGUGUUUUUUUUUCAAAUGGUAUCAUAUUAUUGACACGAGGUCAUCUGCAGGAGAUUAAACGAUACCCCAAGUAGUAGAUGGUGAGACGCUGUUGACAUGCUCUUUAGAGUUUAUUUCAUAGUGUCACCAUAUGUAGUAAGCACUGUAGGUUUUAUUCACUUUCAAAAAAUCAGUUGAUCUAGCUUCUGCAUAAAUGUAUGUCAAUAUAACGUCAAUAUAAACCUUUCUGUAACACUUGAAUUUCCUUUUUUUUUUUUUUUUUUUUUUUUUUUUUUUUUUUUUUUUUUUGCUUUAUUUAAAAUUCAUUUUUAAUUUGUAUCAUGGUUGUACAAUGUCCACUUUUGAGGGCAGCUUGAUAUUUCAUACUAAAAUGACUAAACAUGGACAAUUACCAAGUUAUCCUGUUUUGCUCUUAAGUUUUGGAACCUUUAAUUGUUUUUGUCUCUUCUGAAAGACUUUUCCUGCCUGUCAGGUGGUUCAUUUGUUCCCCAGCGGCACAGACUCUGAGUUAGUAGUCCAGUAGAUGUCACUGCAGCCAAGGGAGCAGCAUGAGAGGUAUGUUUGACCCCUUGACCAUCCCCUGUGGCGCAGCUAAGUUGAGGACAAGUCAUAGAGGCCAACAGGAGGUGUGGACCCUAAUUUAACCAGAAGUUAAUGUCACACAGAAAUGUCAUGACCAUAUUCUGCAGCUGGAGCACAAAGUAUUGUCUCAUCGUGACUUUGAACAUGAUAUACAGCACUGUCUGAGACACAGGCUGUUGGUUUUUAUGACCUGGAGUCAUUUAUUGACAAGUAAAUAUCAAGGAAGCCUUAUUAUUAAUCUGCAUUCCCUUGCUUUUCUCUUCAGCUCUGGUAAAAGUGUCCACAGAGUGCCUAAAAUUUUUUUUUUCUUUUUUUUUUUUUCUUUUUUUUGUUGGUCAUAAUGCUUUACAAAGAAAUAAAUAGGUAAUUGCUUGUUAUUGUGACAGUACAUAUUAAACUAAUGAAUUCCUGCUAUUGCCAACCCA